GUUCGUGACGUAUGUAGUAAAUAGGGCGCAUCGGUGCCUCGAUACAUCUCGCACGUGGCAUUUGUCAAUAAAGAACCGGGCAUAAUAUUCUCGCAAUGGUAUAUGGAUGUCAAACGUGUCGAUACCUCGAUACUUUCGCCUCGGAUUACCUCGGAUUCACGUUUCACGCGUCGCGAUUGUUCGCAAUGUAAAGGAUUCCGCACGUCGGUGGCGGCGUAAAAUUACCGGUUUAAAAAUCAAGUCUUAAACAUGACUGUCGUCGGCACGCAGACCGACAGCGAUAAGAGAUUGGUGAAUUUUCAAAAUUACGAGGAAUAUUUGGACUCGCUGGUGACGCCUGCGGACGUCUGCUACCUGAGAAGCACCAAGACCGCGCGCCAAUUGGCCGAGCUCGGUUACCGCUGCACGGGCGAGACGCUAAGCGAGGAGAGCUUUUAUCGUCGCCUGCGAAUCGUGAGAGAUCUGCUGUUUCCCGUUCACCGGCCUUACGAGCUCACAUCGGAAUUCGUGUCGCCCGCCGGUAGGUUAAUGGAGGAGCUCGCCCUGCGCGAGCGAGCCAACCGAUUAAGGAUUCUGUCGACAAUCGUAUUCGUUCGCCGCUUCGUAACGAGGCUACAAUUCGAGGAAUCGGCCUACAUCGAUUUCUGCGAUCGGCUCGAGUCGGAGGAUUGGCUGCCGUAUUACCGAGGGGAAAGAAGAUUGUCGCCGCUCAAGCGAGAUCUCGCGUACCAUCACUGGAGAAUGGGGAGGACGUGUUUCAACGACACCCGUAAUUACGUGUCGAUCGUGGACCCCAAGCGUGGCCUGUUGUUGAAAAAUAUUCAUGACAGACAGGUGAUAACGGUCGAUCCGGCCGCCGCGUCGCCCGGUGUGCAGACGACGCGAGUACGCGUACACUGUCCGUUUUACGAGCACGUAAUAUUGUACGACCAUGUGAUACGAAGUAAAAUUGUAUAUGAAAAUUAGAAAUGUCAAUAUCAAUUCAACAUUCAUAUUGACUAGAUUUGCAAAUUAUAAAAUCAAUCUUCAUGAUACGCGUCUUUUCUCGCCGCUCCUCCAAGGAAAGAAAAUGAUAGUAUAACGAACGAAGAUACUUUGAUAAACAUCAGUUAAAAUUAUAAUCUCAAACCAGUUAAAAAAAAAUUGAUAGACUAUCGAUUUAGCCGAUGGGCUAAAUUAGUUUCACAUCGAGAACGCUUGGCGAUAAAUACGCGAGUUCGUUGUAAGAGCGGGAUAUUUCGAGGAUCGUGACAAUUGGAUAUACGGUUUAAACAUAGGAACGUCCCGCCAGAAACGAGAGGUCUUACAUUUUCUAUUUAAUUCUAUUACAAGAAGUAGGAAAU
Messenger RNA from Vollenhovia emeryi, 1343 nucleotides. RefSeq lists its product as uncharacterized. The transcript has a single exon. Bases 250 to 966 code for a protein of 238 amino acids. The record is from RefSeq and is a predicted model, not a curated record. NCBI's taxonomy places the organism in Eukaryota, Metazoa, Arthropoda, Insecta, Hymenoptera, Formicidae.